CUUGUCAGAGCCUACUUCUGAGCGGUGAUGGCAUUUCUAAUAGGAAAAGCAGUGUUUCGUGUCGUGAAGCCACUUUCUUCCAAUAGCUUCGAGAAUUUGAUUGCUCUGACCUGAUAUCACGGUUCUCCCUUCGCAGUUUCCUGCUGUUGAUCAGAGAGUCUGAAGACACGGUUGAGGGGAUGUUUGAUGGAUACCUCUUAGCAGGUGGAGAGGUGGAAGUAUACGUUCUGUUCACUUAUUUUGACCUCACCAUGUUUUCUAGACUCUCCAGUGGCAAAAGUCCAACCCCAGGGAGGUGGUGCCAAGUGCUUUUUUUGUGAAUGUGCACAGGGUUCUGUGGGUUCUAUUUUUAACCGAUACUAUCUUGUAUUUCUCAAUGCAUUUGCACCAUUUCAGGGGAUCCCUCUGUACUUUGUGCUCCAAGCUGGAAGUUAAUCCUCUUGUCAUCACAAUAAUGUGGCUGAACGGGAUAGUAUGGCUGAAUGGGGAGAAGGGUAGCUACUUGGUUAAUAAAACAGAAUUAUAGUGUCAGGUUGCUAAUUUAUUGAGCUAGGAGUCGGGCAUUUUGAUUGGACAUACUGAAACAAAGAUUAUACUGUGUACCCCUGCAUAAAUAAAGUGUACAAAUCCAGGAAUUUGAUCCUUAAGUAAACAUUCCAAAGGAGAAAAGUAAUGGUUUGGAUCUAGAGCCUGCUAAGAAUUGCCAGAAGGCAACAAGAACUCUUUUGUUAGGUCCUUGUAACUUGAGGGACUGGAGAGGAGCACCUCCUUCAUACCGCUCAGGAAGGCUGAAGGUUGACUUCUUAGGCUUGAGGAAUAAAAUCAGCAACAGUUGCCUGGGAAGUGGAGGCCCCCAGUCACAUGUCAAGACCAAAGUACAAACAAAGAGACCCUUAACUGGGGACUCUGGGGAAGAAGUCCACGCCUGUCUGCCCCUCUGCUUCCCGCUGCCUCCUUGCUCCUAGAUUCAUCUCUGUGCAGUCAGCACUGCCCCUUUUGCCCACUUUGCAGUGAUAUUACCUGAUUUCCUGUGUUUACACCCCAAAGUGAACCUUCUGGUACUCAAGACCAGCCCAUGGAAGAAUCAUAUGAAGAAGCGGUGGUUAACGUCAUAGAGCAGGAGUGGACAUGUUUGGGUUCCCAACAGCUACCCUGCUGGACUGUCAUGGAAGAUAUGCCCAGAAUGUAGCAUUUUUCAAUGUGAUGACAGAAGCCCACAAGUAUGACUCAGAGGCCACAGGAUCUUCAAGCUGGGAUUUCCAGAGUUCGUUCAGAAGAGAGAAGGUGGAACAGAAGUCCCCAGAUUCUAAGACACUACAGGAAGACUCACCUGGAGUGAGGCAGAAGGUCUAUGAUUGCCAGGAAUGUGGGAAAUCUUUCCGGCAGAAAGGUAGUCUAACAUUGCAUGAGAGAAUCCACACUGGCCAGAAGCCCUUUGAGUGCACCCAGUGUGGAAAAAGCUUCAGGACCAAAGGCAAUCUAGUUACACAUCAGCGGAUCCACACAGGAGAGAAGCCCUAUCAGUGCAAAGAGUGUGGGAAAAGCUUUAGUCAGCGAGGCAGUCUAGCUGUGCAUGAGAGACUCCACACUGGACAGAAACCCUAUGAAUGUGCCAUUUGCCAGAGAAGCUUCCGGAAUCAAAGUAACCUUGCUGUUCACCGAAGAGUUCACAGUGGCGAGAAGCCCUAUAGAUGUGACCAGUGUGGGAAGGCUUUCAGUCAGAAGGGAAGCCUGAUUGUCCACAUCAGAGUUCACACAGGUCUGAAGCCCUAUGCGUGUUCCCACUGCAGGAAGAGCUUCCACACCAGGGGCAACUGCAUUCUGCAUGGGAAAAUCCACACAGGAGAGACACCCUAUCUCUGUGGCCAGUGUGGGAAAAGUUUCACUCAGAGAGGGAGCCUGGCUGUGCACCAGCGAAGCUGCUCACAGAGGCUCACCCUGUAACCACUCUUCAAAGGAAUUCCUUAGGGAUUAACAAUGCAAAACCCUCUGUUGCCAAGAAGUUUAUCUAAUUCUAUAGGGUAAGUGGAAAUUCUUCCAGAAGGACCAGCAUUUCAUAGGGCAACUGACUUUUUCCCUUCCCCCAAAUGAAUAUGAAAAAUAAAUGUCUUGUUUAUCAUUAUU
Messenger RNA from Microtus ochrogaster (prairie vole), 2124 nucleotides. It is a transcript of the gene Znf32, whose product is annotated as zinc finger protein 32. Gene Ontology annotation, molecular function: DNA-binding transcription factor activity, RNA polymerase II-specific; RNA polymerase II transcription regulatory region sequence-specific DNA binding. Gene Ontology annotation, cellular component: nucleus. The transcript has 3 exons. Gene Ontology annotation, biological process: regulation of transcription by RNA polymerase II; embryo development. The record is from RefSeq and is a predicted model, not a curated record. NCBI's taxonomy places the organism in Eukaryota, Metazoa, Chordata, Mammalia, Rodentia, Cricetidae. Bases 1129 to 1944 code for a protein of 271 amino acids.